Messenger RNA from Lactuca saligna, 387 nucleotides. Lineage: Eukaryota; Viridiplantae; Streptophyta; Magnoliopsida; Asterales; Asteraceae. The record is from the annotation of a GenBank genome assembly.
AUGUUGAUUUGCUACAUUCAUGAAGUUGCAAAACUGGAUGUGGAAAUCGCUUCAGUGUUAAUGAAAAUGCCAGUUGUGAAACCUGAAGAAGAAACAACAGACUUCCAAAAGAGAAGGCUGGGUAAGAUUGAGAAAGCAGAUUGGAGCAUGGUGUAUCAAAAAAAAGAUGGUGAUAAAGUUCAGAAAAGUUUGUUCCUUUUAUUAUACAAACAUUUAUACUAUGUUGCUACACUGAACAACAUCACGGGCUUAACUGUUGCAUGCAAAGCAAAUAAUGAUGCGGAUCUGAAAUGCUUCAAGGACAUGAUCAGUUGGUACCUUGUGAUUAGGAAUACCAUUUUGAAUUUGAUGACUACGUUGUUCAAGGUUCAAAAGAUACAACAAUGA